AUGUUUUACGUAACUAUAAUCAUACCCCAUUUAAUGACUGGCUUUAGUGCUAUAAUUAUGUUCUUAUUUACAGAAGAGUCUGCAGCUGUAGAGAAGAAGAGGAAGCCUCUUAACAGACUGAACAUUCAUUCUGCAUUCUGGAUUUUGGCAUCAAUUGCCGUGACAUACUACUUUGACUUUUUAAAAACUGUUAAAGAAACUAUUCAAGCACAUAGCUGGUGGUUUGCCUCUGGCAGUUGUUUAUUGGCUGCAUGUUUAUCUGUUGCCUUUUACUGCAUACUGUAUCUUGAGUGGUAUCGUGGAAUUGAGGACUACGAUGCACAGUAUCCAGCACUGAUACCUAUCACAACGGCUACCUUUAUUGCAGCAGCAGUUUGUUUCAACAUUGCCUUGUGGCCUGUCUGGUCAUUUAUGACACCUUUGUUGCUCUUCAUUCAGUUUAUGGGUGUUGUGAUGCUUGUGUCACUCCUGGGAUAA
Molecule: messenger RNA, 477 nt
Organism: Opisthocomus hoazin
Lineage: Eukaryota; Metazoa; Chordata; Aves; Opisthocomiformes; Opisthocomidae
Source: RefSeq, a predicted model, not a curated record